Messenger RNA from Lingula anatina, 3919 nucleotides. RefSeq lists its product as uncharacterized. The record is from RefSeq and is a predicted model, not a curated record. Lineage: Eukaryota; Metazoa; Brachiopoda; Lingulata; Lingulida; Lingulidae. Gene Ontology annotation, molecular function: serine-type endopeptidase inhibitor activity. Gene Ontology annotation, biological process: multicellular organism development; negative regulation of Wnt signaling pathway. Gene Ontology annotation, cellular component: extracellular region.
UUACAGUACAAGACAAUCGAGUAAAAUGCGGUCCCGUUUCCUGUUUAUGACGUUAUAUCAUCAUAACGAUGUUCAUCACUCACUGGUAUAUACUGGUUUUUAUUUUAAUUUUUUAUUUCAUGUAAAAAUGAAAUUCGUUGCGGGCACGGAAAUGGUAAAAGACGGUGUAAGCGUUCCGAAGCGCGUGUCAUUUCCGAGACAGAUUUUACCUGCUUUCUUCAUUUUCAUUUUCCACAAUUAGCAUAAUGCUUCCCUUCAGUUGCCAAGAUACAGUGUCUUCCAAAAAUCAGUUAGUAUCUUUUUUGUGACCCAGUUAGCGGAAAGUCAAAAAUUAUUUAAAAAGAAAAAAGAGCAUCUAUCGUAAAGUUAUAAUUAGUCCCUGCUGUUUUCAAUGCAAUCACGAAUUUGAUUUUAAGAUGUCCUUAUGAUUAUUUCAACAUAAUGCACAAUUUUUGGAGAACCUUUCUUUUUAAAAUUACAAUUCCCACGGCAGUUUUGUAUUUUGUUGUCAUUUACGACACUGUCGCGGUGGGAGAAUGGUUUCUCGCUGACAAAAUCCACGCCGUCGAAUGGGAGAGGCAGCAUCUAAGUUCACCGAAACGGAACGAAAAUCGUUAAACUGCUUUUCAGAUAUUAAAAUGACCUGAGCCUCAAGUGAAAUGUGUAAACCGAAAACUAGUGUGUUCAGCACUAAUUCCAUUAAAAUGAAAAUUAAACGGUCGUUAAAAAUUGCUCGUGGAGGAGAGAGCUCUUAUUGGCGGAAAGUUAAAAAUACUUCAGAUACUGACUUAUAAAAGAAAUUGUCGUGACGUUAUUUUAUAACUAAAACUGCAACAGCAGACCUUUGGUGCUCAAUACAGACAUUCAUAGAAAAGCCAAAGGUGUGCCGUACAUUAGCGAUCACUUUACCAAUGGCUGUGAAAAACGUCCUUCUAUUGAUUGGACUAAUUAUCUGGAUUCAAGUCACGCGAGGCAUUCGCUUUGACGCUGACCUGGGCCUGGAGGACAUCGAUGUGAAAGCCGAGAGCUCAUCGCGUACCAGUCUCCUAAUCCACACCUAUCUAACCCAGUGUCUGUCGCAGAAUCUUCAGGACCGGUUCCCCCCUGUUCCAACCCCACAACAGCUCCGCGUUAAAACUAACGACAGAUGCACAGAGAGGGUGCCCACGGUGCGUAAAUGCAAGGGUGGUAUCGCCCGCUUCGGGUACAACUCCGUGAAGAAAGCCUGUGAAUAUUUCGAAUGGGACGGGUGCGACCAGAGUGGCAACCUGUUUGAGUCGAUGGUCGAGUGUCAGCUGUGGUGUGAGAGCCCGUGCACGAGUCGGAACGCCGUGAACGCCUGUCCGAAAACAGAGGACGGUGACUUGUUUUACGUGGACCCAGACACUGGCCUUUGCAAGGGCAUAAGCUAUGACCAGUGCGGGGGACUUCCUAACGUGUACGAAACGGCGGCAGAAUGCCUGGCCGUUGUCCAAAGUUGUGCAAAUGCAAGUGACGGAGGUCGCAAGAGACGGGAAAUUCAAACAGUGUUCCAAACACGUGCUCACGCCAGAACGAAACGACAGGUUUCAAAUCCCGAAAAUUUGGACUUGGCAAUUCAGACAUUCUGUACGGAAUUCGAGAAACAUAUACCAAAUUUCAGUGACAGUAUUUUAACACUCUCAGACAGCACCAAACCAGAUAACAAUAAAGACUUUGCAGGUGUGGUUGAAAAGGUUUUUGGGGUGGCGGAGACUAGCCUUUUUGACUGGCACCCUCUUUGUGAUCAGUCAAGAUCGGCUAAUUCGGUCGCCACCCGACUGGCUUCGGAUGUGAUCGAACUAGACAACAUUAUUCACGCUAAAACUAUAGACAACGAGACAUAUAAGUAUACCGGAACGCCCCCUCCAAAUCCAACAACAAGUCCUGAUCCAGCUGAUCCAUGGUGGAGGUUAUCUGACCAAGAAGACUCAACCUCCGAAUCUACAACUGAUCCACCCACAGACGGUGACAGUGGGCGCAGGCGACGUAGACGGAGUGUCGCUGCGUGCGACUUCGGUUUGCGUUAUAGUCACCUGAACUGGAUCCACGCCGUCAUCUACGAAGGUUGCAGACAUGUAGACGUGCACGUGCGCUUGAACUGCAUCGCUGCCACAUUCCACCCUCCGCCAGAAGGCUACCUCGAGCAGUUUUGCGAGUUGGCCAGGGAGGGUAUCGAAAAGUACUGGUCAAGAGCAGUGACCAUCAGCGGCCAGUCCUGGUCAGUCAAGGUUCAUACUCACGUGACUCCGUUCCUCUCCAAACCAGUAGUGAUAAAGUUCUACGACACCCCGAGACUUACGGUGACGGCACAGCAUGCGGACAACCUCCCGAUGACAGUGAGAAUGUACGCGUUCUUGGAUAACGCCAAAGAAGUGUUUGCCCGUGCUGCCGCGCAUCAAUUUGGCCACGCGAUUCUCUCGGCCGUGGAUGGGUUCAUUGAAAGCUGGAGCCAUAAAGGUACCUCCACCAUAUUCGGUAAUUUCAACUCCAACGCCCAGCAGUACCCGAUCACAGGUGAAAUAGACCUGAUGCAGUAUUUUUUGCCAAACACGCAGAGCUUGUCCGCCAUCUUGGCUCGUACAAUAGCAACUGAGGAUGACGUCAAGAAGUUGGUCCAUUCAGCCCUGCUGAAACUGCCCUUUUCUGGGUGUGUUGGAGAUGUAGGGAGUCCGUGUAAAAACUCUUCAGACUGCACAGAAGAAAGAUGUUUGGACUUCAGGUGUGCUGGAUGUUCCGUGGACUCCGAGUGCUCUCCGCCCAACACCUACUGUCACGCUGCGAAUAACAGCCUUGUGGUUAACGAGUGCAGGGCGACCAAAGUGGAAGGAGAAUAUUGCACCAGAGAUGAGAUGUGCAAGAAAGGGUUGUGCGACGGACUUCACUGCGUUGAGUGCAAAGAAGACUACCACUGUCUGGCUCACCAGUUUUGCAAGAACAAAGCUGCUCCAUUCAAUAUAAAUUACUGCGCCGAUAAAUUACCAGUAGGGGGCCAGUGCACUGGUGAUAGCGACUGCUUGAGCGGCAAGUGCUCGGGCUUUAGGUGUGUGAGUUGUGACAGCGACGGAGAUUGUUCCGACGGAUAUUACUGCAGGGUUGCUGCAGGCACGUGUGCUUUGAAAAAGGAAACGUGCGAAAGUUGCACACGUGACGCCAUGUGCCAAACAGGCCAAUGCCACGAGCUGGUGUGCGUCGAAUGCACGUUAGAUUCAGCAUGCGCGGUAGACCAGUACUGUAAAAAUGACAGCGCUUUUCAGUGUAACGUCUGCGCCGAAAAACUUCCCAGAACAGCCCUGUGUAAUCGCGGAAGGAUGUGCCAGAGCGACAAAUGUGUCGGUUUUCCAAAUCGGUGUGUUGACUGCCAGGACGAUUCCGACUGCACACUCCAUCAGUAUUGUACUUCCCUGCUGAACCCGUUCAUAGCAAACCAAUGUGUGGAGAAGAAGAGCACUGGGUUUUGCACUCGUGCUUCAAUGUGUAAAUCAGGCACGUGUAGACUCCUCCCGCCGUUGUCGUGCGCACCUCACAGAUAUGGACCAUAGUCCAAACUAUUUAUGACAUUAUAUGUGCAGUAUUUUCAGCUAGACUUUAGAAAAGCAAAUUUCAAAAACAAUUACAGUGGAUAACGAAAACGUCAUAUCAUUAAGUUUUCUGUAGCAUUAACCAUGCUUAUAAGAACAGUAUAAAUACGAAACAGUGUCAAAUUAUAUGUAUUUAUGACAAUUGUGCCUCUACGAAGAAGAGUUCAGUUAGCUUUUUUACUCUUAUAAUGUCAAGGCUUCAAGUCUAUUUCAGAUCAACAACCUGGAAGAAAAAUUGACCAAUUGAAAUAAAAUAAAGAUAUGUAAAUAGACUUCUACGACAUCGAUAUAAUACAAAGAAACAAAAAAUAUUUAUUUAU